AUGUCUGGCAGUUACCCUCCAAGGCACAAACCGCAAACUGCGCCUGUGCUGGCCGCGCUUCUGGCCGUGUCGCCUGUGCCGUCGAAUGCAAGCCCCAUCAGUCACAGCCUGCAAAACUCGCCGCCCAUACCUGCCGGGGCACCCGCGCUGAUCGGCAUGGUGCUCGUGGUGGCCACCAAGCUCGCAGAGUGCUACAGCACGUACUUCUGCGGCAGAAAACCGUACCAGAACGUCGGAGAGACGGUAGCUGUGCUCGUUGUUAUGACAACGCAUUGGGGGUUUGGUUAUUUAUUCGAUUCCGUCGCGCUGCUCGCUGUGGUGCAGGCUCUCAACAUCGUCGCCGUGCUAGGGCUCUUUCUCGCGCCACGACGCAACCGCAGCGCCCUUGCCAAGGCCCAGUACGGCUCCUUGGACAUGGCCGACUCGCAGGCGAGCCUGUACGACUCGUUCGGGAUCGCCUCCAUCGACAAAGACCUAACAAAAAUCGUGGCAUACGCGGAAGGUGAGCUUGGCUCGGACAACACAGCUGUACUGAACUUCAGGGCCGAGGCCUCGAAGUUCGCCGAGCUGUACCGCCGCACAAACGACUUGCGCGUUCUGGCGGCUGUUCCGAAGGCACACGAUCAGUCUGCAGACCCCAAGAUCGCCGAGCUGUGCGAGUUUGACCAAUUGCAGACCAGAAGCGACUCCAUGCGCUUCAUGCUCAAGCUCGAGGUCGUCAAGAGGGAAAUCGUGACGCUGGUCGGAGGAGAAUGCGAUUUGAUUGGCGCGUUCAAGGACGUUUGGCGACAGCUCGGUAAAUAG
Messenger RNA from Ogataea haglerorum, 804 nucleotides. RefSeq lists its product as uncharacterized. The transcript is spliced from 2 exons. Bases 1 to 804 code for a protein of 267 amino acids. The record is from RefSeq and is a predicted model, not a curated record. Lineage: Eukaryota; Fungi; Ascomycota; Pichiomycetes; Pichiales; Pichiaceae.